AUGUUCAAAAAAGUCGAUGUUGCGCGCAAACUCAUCAUUGAAGAUAGACAUGUGACAUACCGCGAGAUUGAGGCGUCCUUGAAGAUCUCAAAGAUCUCAAUUCAAAAAAUUUUACAUGAAGAAUUAGGAGUAAGAGAAUUAGUUUCUCGUUGGAUACCCCACCUGUUGACUGAAGAGCAGAAAGCAGCCAGGGUUAAUUGGUGUCAAAAAACGCUUGACCAUUCCAAUUCCGAAAACUCAAAAAAUGUGUACCGCAUUUUUAGUGGUGAUGAAUCAUGGAUUUACUGUCAUGAACCAGAAAAUAAACGACAGUCGGCUGUUUGGCCAACAAAAGUCAUCCGUUCUCGAAGUGUUUCGAAAAAGAUGGUCGCGACAUUUGUGUCAAAAGCGGGUCAUAUUGCAACAAUUCCUCUUACUGAGCAAAUAACUGAUACUACGGAUUGGUAUACCACCAUUUGUUUGCCAAAAGUCAUCACCGAGCUUCGAAAAAUCAACCCCGAAAGAAGAAUCAUCUUCCACCAAGACAAUGCAAGCUCGCACACAGCCCAAAAAACAAGGCAGUAUUUAACGGAAGAAAACGUGGAAUUAUUGGACCAUCCUCCAUAUAGUCACGAUCUAAGUCCUAACGAUUUCUUUACUUUCCCGAAAACUGAAAACAGACUGUGUGAAGCAGUUGACGCAUUCAACAAUGCCUGCUUCGAAAAUUGGUUCGAGCGCAUGCAGAUGUGUAUUAAUCUUCGUGGAGAAUACUUCGAAAAACAAUAA
Acanthoscelides obtectus is the source of this 765-nucleotide messenger RNA. NCBI's taxonomy places the organism in Eukaryota, Metazoa, Arthropoda, Insecta, Coleoptera, Chrysomelidae. The record is from the annotation of a GenBank genome assembly.